AUGCCUUCUAAGAAAGGACUUGUUUUUCGCGUUACUGGUCUGCCAGCCGAACAGCCUGACGAGGAGCUGAAUACCAAACUGAGGGCUGUGAUCGGCGAUAACCUGUCGGACGAAGAAAAAUCACAAUUAAGUUUUACUACAACUGUUGUACCGUCCUGCUAUAAUGAUCCAGAAAGGGUUGCCCUGGUAGAGUUUCAUGGCGGGGUUCCCAACUUUUUGUCUGACCUGGCGGCAAACCCGCUAGAAUACUGGCAGGUCGAGAUGGGUGAUACAGAUAUCAAUUUUGACCGACACUUUUUGGGGUUCACACAGUUAUACACACCAAAGCUAGAUGCGCCGGUUACCGCAGAGUAG
Molecule: messenger RNA, 354 nt
Organism: Fusarium poae
Lineage: Eukaryota; Fungi; Ascomycota; Sordariomycetes; Hypocreales; Nectriaceae
Exons: 1
Coding region: 1-354 (117 amino acids)
Source: RefSeq, a predicted model, not a curated record